Molecule: messenger RNA, 576 nt
Organism: Mycosarcoma maydis (corn smut)
Lineage: Eukaryota; Fungi; Basidiomycota; Ustilaginomycetes; Ustilaginales
Exons: 2
Coding region: 1-576 (191 amino acids)
Biological process (GO): protein transport
Cellular component (GO): lysosomal membrane
Molecular function (GO): GTPase activity; GTP binding
Source: RefSeq, a predicted model, not a curated record
AUGUCAUCAGGGAUCGGGUCGCUGUUUUCUUCGCUCUUCUUCUACCUGCGUUCGCUCCUCUUCUCCAAGCAUCUCGAGAUAUGCGUGGUCGGUUUGCAAGCCGCUGGAAAGACGUCGCUCGUCAACCUGCUCUCGUCAGGACAAUUUGCCGAUGAAAUGGUACCCACCGUUGGCUUCAACAUGCGCAAGGUACGGUCCGGCAAUACUACGAUCAAGGUGUGGGACAUUGGCGGCCAACCGAGGUUCCGCAGCAUGUGGGAGAGGUAUUGCCGUGGCGUCUCGGCAAUUGUCUUUGUCGUCGACUCCACCCAAAACUCAGCGGCCUGGAGCGUGGCUUCCGAAGAGCUGCAUGCCUUGAUUGAACGGCCGCAUCUUUCAGGUGUACCGCUGCUCGUGCUGGCCACCAAGAACGAUAUCAAGGGCGCAGCGAGGGUCGACGACGUCAUCCGCGUAAUGAAGCUCGAUACGAUUGCAAAUCGCGAAGUGAGCUGCUAUAGCAUCAGUAGCAAGAAUCAGGUCAACAUUGACGUUACGCUCAAAUGGCUAGUUGCAAGGAGUCCGGUGGGGCAGCGAUGA